This is a messenger RNA of Vicia villosa (hairy vetch), 2159 nucleotides long. Its product is annotated as protein NUCLEAR FUSION DEFECTIVE 4-like. The coding region runs from base 252 to 1958 and encodes 568 amino acids. Lineage: Eukaryota; Viridiplantae; Streptophyta; Magnoliopsida; Fabales; Fabaceae. The transcript has a single exon. Gene Ontology annotation, cellular component: membrane. The record is from RefSeq and is a predicted model, not a curated record.
AUUAAUAUUUUAAUUUAUAAAAAACUAAUUUAAUAUUUUGAAAAUUGUCUUUAUAAAAAUUAUUUUUUUAAAAAUAAAAAUAAAAAUCUAUUUUUUUAAAGUUAAAGCAAGCAGACUCAUUAUUAAAGGAACUUUAGAGAAUUUAUAAAAUAAAUAGUCAUCUUUGUAAUUUAUUAUAUAGUUUGUGAGAAAAGGGGUGUUACUAGUAACUAAGGUAAGCUAUCAAGUGAGAAGCAAGAGUGAGAAAAAAAAUGGUAUUUUCAGGUAAGCAUGGUUGGGAAAACACCAAAGGCUUCACCCUGCAAGUCCUAACAGGGAGGUGGUUUAUGGUGUUUUCAUCAUUCAUGAUCAUGUCUGUGUCUGGAGCAAGCUACAUGUUUGGUCUUUACUCAAGAGAAAUAAAGUCAGUUUUGGGAUAUGACCAAACUACUCUCACUCUUUUAAGCUUCUUCAAGGACUUAGGUGCUAACAUAGGCAUUCUUUCAGGUCUUCUCAAUGAGGUCACACCUCCUUGGGUUGUCUUAUCAAUUGGUGGUGUUCUAAACUUUUUUGGCUAUUUCAUGAUUUGGCUUGCAGUCACAAGAAAAAUCCCCAAACCUCCAAUAUGGAAUAUGUGCUUAUACAUAUUCAUUGGAGCCAACUCUCAUUGUUCAACCAACACUGGUGCUUUAGUCACAAGUGUGAAGAACUUUCCUGGUAGCAGAGGUGUUGUCAUAGGCCUUUUGGGUGGUUACCUUAGUUUGAGUGGAGCUAUCAUCACUCAGCUAUACUAUGCCUUCUAUGGAGAUGACUCUAAAUCUUUAAUUUUGCUUAUGGCUUGGCUACCAGCUGCUAUAACUUUUGUUUUCAUGCCUGUUAUUAAACACCACAAAAGAGCUGAACAGCCAAAUGAUUCCAAAGCUUUCUAUAAUUUCCUUUACGUGUCUUUAAUCUUCGCAGGAUUUCUCAUGAUAAUGAUCAUAGUGCAAAAGUGUUUCAACUUUACUAAGAGUGAGUACUAUGUCACUACCUUUGUGAUGCUUCUCUUGCUUAUCCUGCCUCUUGCUGUUGUUAUCUUGGAAGAACAAAGAAUUUGGAAGAGCAAGAAAGAGAACAUCCAUCCUCCUAAGCCUUUGAAUAUAAUCACACAGACUCACCAAGCUAGUGGAAAAGAGAGUAGUAAAAAUCAAACCAUACGUAGAGGUGAAGAUCAUACAAUACUUGAAGCCAUUUUCAGCCUUGACAUGAUGACGCUUUUUGUAGCCACAAUUUGUGGAUUUGGUGGAACCUUUACUGUGGCAAACAACUUGAGUCAGAUUGGAUUAUCUUUAGGAUACCCUGCACGUAGUAUAACCACAUUUGUUUCACUAAUGGCAAUUUGGAUUUAUCUAGGUAAAGUUACACAAGGAGUUAUCUCAGAAUUUAUCAUAACAAAGUUAAAAUUCCCUAGACCUCUCAUGCUCACAUCAGUCCUUAUAUUGUCAUGUUUUGGUCACCUUCUGAUUGCAUUUGAUGUACCAAAUGGUCUCUAUGUAGCUUCAAUUAUUAUUGGUUUCUGCUUUGGAGUACACUCACCAGUACUAUUUUCAAUCAUAUCUGAACUAUUUGGUCUUAAAUAUUACUCAACAUUGUACAAUGUUGGGUCAAUAGCAAGUCCAAUAGGGUCAUACUUGUUAAGUGUGAGGGUUGCUGGUUAUUUGUAUGACAAGGAAGCCACAAAGCAAAUGGCGGCAUUAGGAUUAAAGAGGAAGCAAGGACAGGAAUUGAAUUGCAAUGGAAGUGAGUGCUACAAAUUGACUUUCAUUAUAGUCACUGCUGUUAGCCUCUUUGGAGCACUUGUGUCUCUAACUUUAGUUUUUAGGACUAGAGAGUUUUACAAAGGUGACAUAUACAAGAAGUUCAGGGAGGAAGCUAGAAAUAGUGAACAUGAAUUGGUUGUGACUCAGAACAUGGUUGGACCUGCCUCAAAUGAUGGAUAGAUAUUCUUCAGAAGUGGAAAAUUCUAGUACAGAUUCUAGUAAGCUUAUGUUUUCUUUACGGUAAAUCUCACUUCAUGUAAAAUAAGGUAUGCCCUUAUAUAUGUAUCAUGUAUGGGAGGUUAUAUGAAAAUUAAUAAGAGUAACAAUUACUAUAUUCUAUAGUAGUUGCUAUUACGUUUGAAGAAUAAAAAUUGGUUUUAA